Molecule: messenger RNA, 2525 nt
Organism: Zymoseptoria tritici IPO323
Lineage: Eukaryota; Fungi; Ascomycota; Dothideomycetes; Mycosphaerellales; Mycosphaerellaceae
Exons: 5
Coding region: 1-2103 (700 amino acids)
Biological process (GO): C-terminal protein lipidation; autophagosome assembly; piecemeal microautophagy of the nucleus
Cellular component (GO): cytoplasm; phagophore assembly site
Molecular function (GO): Atg8 activating enzyme activity; Atg12 activating enzyme activity
Source: RefSeq, a predicted model, not a curated record
AUGCCAACCCUCCUACCGCUGCAAUACGCUCCUUGGAGCUCAGACGUAGAGCUGGCAUUCUACUCAGCCCUGGCCUCGCUCAAGAUCAAUCACGACAAACUCGACUCAUCUGCUCGGAAGGUUCUCGGACUGUACGAGAUCAGUCACAAAGAUGCUCCCGAUCGAUCAACACGAAUGCAAAUCCAUGGCAAUUCCUUGACGACUGACGAAACUCCUCAAGGCUUCUACCGCGCCGAAGGCUUCAUCCGCAAUUUCAACACCAUCGAAGAGUUCCGACAGGUCGACAAGGCCGCACACAUCGAAAGAGCCGGCCGCAUGAUCUGGGAUGCAAUUAAGGAUGGCACAAUCUACUCAUGUCCUUCGCUGCUCUGCUCCUUCACCGCAGUAUGCUUUGCCGACUUGAAGAAAUACAAGUUCUCAUACCACUUCGCAUACCCCGCAUUACACUCCGAUCCGCAAUGGAGACUGGUCGCACCAUCGAACGAUCCUGAGAAGGCCACGAAGCAGCUGGAAGCGAAAGAGACAACGACACUAGUGGAUGCAGUGCAGACAUGGCGGUAUAGCGUGGACACCAGACAGCAUGGUUUCUUCCUGGCAAAGCGACUACGGAAGGAAAAACGGAAGAACUCGAGAUCUUCAAGUCUGAGUGAGUUGGGCUUUCUCUGGUGGAUCGGACCGUUGUCGGCAUACGAGACUGGUUUCUUUGAUAAUGCGAGACCGGAUGAUCGAUAUGUCUGCUUCGCCGACCCUUCCACAUUUCCCUCCAAUCCCGGCUGGAUGCUGCGGAAUCUGCUCGUUCUGGUACGACAAAGGUGGAGACUGGACAAGGUGCAAGUUCUCUGCUAUCGAGAUGUGCAUGCUCGAAGGGAGCACCCUACUUCUGUCAUCAUGACAUUGCAGACGGCGGAACCUGUUUGGGACUUCUCUGCGGAAGAGAAAUUGCAAGAGGUCACUGGCUGGGAGCGAGGAGACCAGGGAAAGAUCAUGUCCAAGACAGUUGAUCUAGCAUCAUACCUCGAUCCAUCACGCCUCGCAGAUCAAGCGGUCGACCUCAAUCUCAAGCUCAUCAAAUGGCGGAUAUCUCCCUCAAUCGAUCUUGAUACCAUCAAGCACACAUCUUGUCUCCUUCUCGGCGCGGGUACGCUUGGAUCCUACGUCGCGAGAAAUCUGAUGGGCUGGGGCGUGCGCAAGAUCACAUUUGUUGACAACGGCCGGGUCAGCUACUCGAACCCCGUCCGCCAACCACUGUUCGAUUUUAAAGACUGCCAAAAUGGAGGCGUGUGGAAAGCACAACGAGCAGCCGAUGCUCUGUCCGAGAUCUAUCCUGGUAUCGACUCGACGGGCGUGGUCCUCAGCGUUCCGAUGGCCGGCCAUCCGCUCGUCGAUGAAGAGAAGACGAAGAAAUGCUAUGAGCACCUCCGAAAACUGAUCGACUCUCAUGAUGCGAUCUUUCUUCUUAUGGACACUCGCGAGUCUCGCUGGCUGCCUACGCUAAUGGCCAAAGCUGCUAACAAGAUUGUCAUCAAUGCCGCUCUUGGCUUCGAUACAUAUAUGACAACUCAGUCCCUCUCCUGCUACUUCUGCUCCGACGUUGUCGCUCCCGCAGAUUCCCUCCGCUCCGCCACUCUCGACCAGCAAUGCACGGUAACCCGCCCCGGUGCCGCUCCCAUUGCGUCUGCGCAAGCCGUCGAACUUCUAGUGUCCAUCACACAACAUCGCUUGAAGGGCCUUGCGCCUCCACCGCCGCCUCUCACAUCCACCGCCAUCGCCGCUGCGCCCCCUACCGACCCGUUAGAACCUGGGUCUCACCCGCUCGGUACUGUACCGCAUAUCCUCCGCGGAUACAUGUCCACCUGGCAGGUCUUGCAGAUUUCUGGACAAGCAUAUGACUGCUGUGCGGGAUGUGGGACGGGAGUCUUGGAGGCGUACGAAAAGGAAGGAUGGGAGUUUUUGAAGAGAGCGCUCGGCGAGAAAGGCUACGUGGAGAAAGUCAGCGGAUUGGAGGAAGUGCAGAGGAGGGCUGAGGAGGCGGAACGAUUGAUGGCUGAGGAGGAUACUGAUGGAGAAUGGGGCGAGGAUGAAGGUGAGGGCGAGUUGCUCUGAGGAUGACAACCCUGUCUGAUGGUCGGAACGGAGCCCUGAGUCGCGCAAAGAAUGUCUAUCGCAGAGACUGCGCGAACAGCGCUAAGUGACGUUCAACCCUCCAUCCGCGCUCAUUUCCACACUAAACGGAAUGCACAAGGGACUCCCAUAAUGACUUUGCGCCGCAGCUGCCGAGCACGGUGAUCGUGUCAUGACAGAUUCGAGCAUUUUCACGCCUCGUGUACUAUCGUUCAUCGCAUUGGACAAGCCGCUCGCUGAUCACCACAAGUGUUGCUGUGCAUGCUCGGGCGGCACAUCUUCGAAUUACGAUGCCGCCCUUUCUCCACGUCCACCAGGGCCUAGCCUUGCGAAGAUGACGCGGCAUAGCAGUAUCCAUGCGCAGGAAGAUAAGUAUAGCGAUGUGAAGCAGGGUGACUCCUGAU